CUGAGUUUGGCAACAAUAAACUUCCCGCACUUUUCGUGCUUGUGUUUAUAUUUUUUUGUAAUUUGAUUAAUUGCAAUGGGCAUUUUACUCCCUUAUGAGUAUGUUUCAAUCAAAGAUUUUCAAAUUUAAUGGAACUGCAUGGAACCCAUAUCAUGCCAGAAACUUCUUGCUUGUAUCUGAAGAUGAAAGAACUUUUUUGAACACUAUCCCAGGUUGGGCUGACAAAGUCUCUUCUUGUGCAGUUGUAAUAGAGAAGGCUGAGUCAGCAGUUGUAGAUGUUCAUUCUAUUGGCCUAAUUGAAACUGCAGCAGUACAGACAAUACCAAGUAAGGAGGAACUUUUGAAAUCAUUUUUAAAAUUUGAAGCUAUUUCAAAUUUGAAAGAAAAAAGUACCACUUCAGUUGUUGAUACAAAUAAUCGUGCAUUAAGUAAAUGCAAGUCACUGUCUAAUCUAUGUAACAUCAGAACACCUGUAUUUUGUGAAACCCGUUCUUCUUCUUUACCUGACCUAUUUAAAACUACUGAAUUUUUAUAUUCAAAGAUUAAACAUCAAAAUAACGUAAUGGAAAAUAUCAAUUUGAACCAAACAUAUACUGUACAGUAUCAACGACAAAUAGACAAUUGUAGAGAAAAGGCCAUUUUUGAAGUUGAUGAAUUUGGAUAUUUAAAAAAGGAUAAAAUUAAUAGUUAUUCUGAAAAUGGAGAAGCUGAGAAUCAUAUGAGUAAAACACCAGUCACUGAUUCCAUUGGUAAAGUUAAUGGAAAGCAGCAAAAUUUUGAAAUGACUAAAACAGCUUUUAGAAUUGAUGAUCAUAAAAUGAAUGAUGAAAACCAGAACAAAAAAUCUGAUAUUAAUGUUGAGGAGCAAAACAAGUCAAUUGAGUUGCAACAUAAUGAAAAUUUAAACAACUCUAAAUUAAAUUCAACUGAAGAUGAUAUCCCAAUUUCUCAAGAAAUUCCUUGUGCUCAGCCCAUUUCAAGUGACUUAAGUGUUUUUUCUUUAAUAGGAGCAUCAUCACAGUCAGUUAAGGAGAUGCAUGUAGUAGAGUCUACUGAAAUCCCAGAAAAAUCACAAAUUGUGACUGUAAAUGAGAAACAAUGUGUCGAGAAAGUUGAAACAGUGCCACUUCAUUCAGUUGAGGAUGUGCAUGUGAAGUCAACUGAAGUUGAGCAUCAUUCACCACCCCAGCCUGUUAUGGAGGAACAUGCAAGACCUUCUGAAGAUAAAAAUAAUUCACAGAUUAUGAUUAUAGAUUCAGAAGGGCGUGUUAAAGAGAUUGAAACAUUGAUUUCAGAAUCAGAACAAAUGCCCGCAGCAAAAGUAUCUAGAAAGCGUAAACAUACAAAGGACAAAUCUAAAAAAGGCUCCACAAGUUCCAAAAGUGCUAGAAAACCUGAUAUAUUUUAUUCUGAUACUGAACUGAAAAGUAUGCUAAAUUGUUUGAAACUGUGCUUAAAGUUAGUCUAAGUUGCUAUGUCUUAAAAUAAAGAUUUUGUUCCUUA
This is a messenger RNA of Uloborus diversus, 1503 nucleotides long. RefSeq lists its product as uncharacterized. The transcript has 3 exons. Bases 95 to 1468 code for a protein of 457 amino acids. The record is from RefSeq and is a predicted model, not a curated record. NCBI's taxonomy places the organism in Eukaryota, Metazoa, Arthropoda, Arachnida, Araneae, Uloboridae.